AUGAUAAACAAUGAGGAGUUUUGUUUUCCUAAAAGGAUUUUAUCUAUAUCUGUAACAGGACUUACUAUAUUACUUUUAAUAUUUACUAUUGUCAAUGAAUACAAAUACGUUACUUAUUCUAAAGAACUAAGACCCAUAAUAAAAAAUGCUACACCAGUUUCAUGCAUUCCUCUAGAGGAAAAUAACGGAAAAAUCAUACAUAUAAAUUGUCCAUUACAAGAUCAGGAAAUAUUUUAUGCACCACCAGAAUUCAGUAGUAAUAUAUAUUCCUUCAGAGGUGUGUUUUUUGAAAUAAAAGUUGAAAUGUACCAGUGGGUAAGAGAUAGAGGAUACUUAGGUUUAUUUGCAAGAGGAAAAUUUGAGGAUCAUAUAGUAAAAACACCAUACAAUUUUCUCUUUUUCUUUAGAAGUAAAAAAAAUCCUACGUACAUGCCAUCUAUUGGAAAUGUAGGGAGAAAGUAUGCUAAUUACGCAAAAGCUGGAAAUUAUAGACUACCACGAAAUGCCCUCAUAAAUUUCCAAAAAAAAAAAAAAUUAGACUUAGUAGAUGAUGGCUGGUUUAAUGAAUCCGAAAUAAAACCUCCUUUUACUGUUGACCAUUUAAAUACUAAUGUUUACGACAAUUAUUUAUAUACUGGAGAUCCACUAAACCCUGAAGUCGGUGACAUGAGAAUAUCUUUUUAUGGUAGUUCGUCUACCCAUGCAACAGUUAUAGGUGUUCAAAGAUCAAGGUUAUUAAAUACUUUGUUCGAAAUAGACGGAGUUAACAUAAUGCAGCAACAUGUGAUAUUACUAUCUGAAGACAACAAAAUAAUGAUAAAUCAGACUAAAGAUUUCAUUCAUAUAAAUUAUGGGAAUAUAAAAUCAUUGUGGCUGUUUAGAUUAAUUGCCUAUUGCCUACUAUCCGUGCAAAUAUUUUCUUUAAUCGAAAAUAGCUCAAGGAAUUUCACAUGGAAUCUUAGCAUAAGCUUCGUUAUAUCAGCAAUCAUAUUAUGCUUAUUCCCAUGCAUUUUCUGGCUCUUUUGUGAUACUGCUGUUUUUUUAUUUUUAUUGGUCCUAAUUUUUUUCUUGUCAAUAUCCUUAUUAUUUUUAUAUAAUAAUGAAAUAGAUAAUCGAUAUUAUGAAAUGAAAAAUUAUAUGAAGAGAGCAAAAACAGAACCAACAAAUUAUACAUUUUUAAAUGUUCCAGACGGCUGUACAGAUAUAUACGAAGAAUAUAAUAAUAAAAAAAAUAAGGCUAAUUCAAUAUUCGAUUCAAAUAGUGAUGCUUCCUUUUAUAAUUCUAUAAAUAAAAAUAACGAGCCAAAAUUUGAAUCUUCGCCUGCUGGAAUGUAUCACAACAUGUGA
This is a messenger RNA of Plasmodium malariae, 1347 nucleotides long. Its product is annotated as conserved Plasmodium protein, unknown function. Gene Ontology annotation, cellular component: nuclear inner membrane. The record is from RefSeq and is a predicted model, not a curated record. The transcript has 6 exons. Lineage: Eukaryota; Apicomplexa; Aconoidasida; Haemosporida; Plasmodiidae. Gene Ontology annotation, biological process: nuclear membrane organization. Bases 1 to 1347 code for a protein of 448 amino acids.